AGUGAAAUGACCAAAGCAGUUUUUACUUUAUGUGCUAUAUCCUCCAUCAAAUUCAGUAAUUAUUUGAAUAUACUGAGUCCGAAUUACAAAAUAUCGUGUAUAUUAUUUUUUGUAUGAACAAAAUUUUAUUUACACAUGCAUGAGAGCGUCUUUUUAGGGCGGCUGUUGAGCUCCUUUUUUAAUGGCAGAAGCAACAUGAUAACAACCAUUGAUAUUAGCUCCACUACAUCACUAUGGAUCAGUCUGUGAAAACUACUCGCCCGAGUUUUAUUGCACAGUUUAUUUUGGUGAUGUCUAUUGUGAUAGCUCAAUAUGGAAUUAUGCUGUGCCUUGCUACCACUAGUAAGGUAGUUGAUUGUUUUGAAAUAAUCAAUGAUAAAUAUACAACCAAAUACUGGUUAAUGAUAUCGCACUCAUAUUUGAUAGGCUCAAUUAUCUUAGUUAGUGGUAAUCUUAUUGAAGUAUUUAAUCCGAAGCAAUUAUAUACCUUUGGAUUUGCCUGGUCUUCUAUAUGGAGUUUGUUACUUGGAGUAUUUAUAAUUUUGAAUUACAAGAUAGGUAUAAUAAUUAGUUAUUCUUUACUGGAAUUAGGAUUUGCUCUUAUUUUCCCCAGCGUAAUCAGUAGAUUAGGAGAUGCUUUUGACUAUACCAUGUUUAAGAAAAAUAUUAUUAGCAUAAUAUUCAUUGGGUCAAUGGGAGCUCCAUUCACGGUACUUGUUAGAGUACUGACAAAGCACAACAUGUUUUUUACUUUAUCCAUGAUAAGUGGUCUACUUGCUUUAUGGAAUGCAUAUAUGGUUGCAGACAUUUAUGGCAAUGAAACUCACAAUAAGCAGAUAUUUGAAAAGUUCAAAAUUGCAGAUUAUUACGGGCUUCCUGGAAUUAUCCUAUCCGGUUUUACGUCAUUUUGUAUUUGUGAAGUUUAUUUAACAGCAGGAAAUAUUUGGAUUACUCUUCUUAUAGUUGGCUCUGGACUUAUCAGUACAUUCAUUUUCCUACGAGUUAUCAUGGAAUCUUUGCUUCCUCAUGUAACAAUUACUUGGCAUUCUGGUUCUAUUAUCUCAUAUAUCUCCACAAUAAUCAUUACGUUUAUGAUUAUUUCGUGGUAUAUGUCAAUAAAUAUAUCUGAAGAUGCCCCAAAGUCGAUUCAUGAUACAAACUUUGAUGAUACGUACAUCAGAGCUUUUAGUCUUGUUUGGCAGAUUCUACUUUUGCUAAUUUUUAGAGUAAACUAUUCAAGAGUUAUACCGCUUGCUACUCUUAGUUUUAUAGCUGCGGCAAUCAUUUUAUCUAUUAUUGUAAAAAGAGAACAAAGUAGUUUCCACUUCUUAUAUAACAACAUUGCAUUUGCAAUUUAUUUGUGUUGUUCAAAAUUAUCCAUUGAGUUGUCGGAAAAGUUGCCAAAAGCACUAACAAGAAAAUUCGGUUCUAUAGUAGCCUUGAUAAUACAUUUAUUGAAUUCGAGUGUCUUAAUAAGUGUAGAGAUUCUUCUCGAAAGCUUCAAUCAAGCCGACACAUCUAAAAUGUUUGGCUGGAGUGUAUUCUCGGGAUAUGCUUCAGGGUUGUAUUUUGCUUAUUUUUUAUUUAUAAUGUUCCAAGGAUUUCAAAUGUAAAUAAUCAGAAUGAAUCAACAGAGUAAAAAUUAGAAGAGUCGUAGUUUUUGCAGUCUAAUAUAAAUGAUUAAUUAACCGUACACAGUAAAAAGAGAUUUGAAUUUUUCUAUUCGUAUAUGAUAUGAAAAUAACUGCCUUAUAUAGGAAAUAG
This is a messenger RNA of Scheffersomyces amazonensis, 1764 nucleotides long. RefSeq lists its product as uncharacterized. The transcript has a single exon. Bases 234 to 1613 code for a protein of 459 amino acids. The record is from RefSeq and is a predicted model, not a curated record. NCBI's taxonomy places the organism in Eukaryota, Fungi, Ascomycota, Pichiomycetes, Serinales, Debaryomycetaceae.